UUUCGGCAAUGACUUCUUUCAAGAAACAUAACGACAAGUCUGCAUUUUCGGGGAAAUCCAUCCUAUAUCUGAACCGGCAUCAGACUGAAGAGUGGAAAGGAUAUAUGCAGGCAAGUAAUUUGGUCUUGUUUUUGAUGUACCAUUACUUUGCCGCAUCAGAGAUCUACAAUGCAAUUCUUGUUUUUAUAGCUGCAUAUGUUUGGAUGACUGGUUUUGGAAACUUCUCUUACUACUACAUCCGUAAAGAUUUCAGUCUUGCUCGAUUUGCUCAGAUGAUGUGGAGGCUAAAUUUUUUCGUGGCAUUCUGCUGUUUCGUUCAUAACAAUGACUACAUGCUAUACUAUAUCUGCCCUAUGCAUACUCUCUUUACACUCAUGGUCUAUGGAGCCCUUGGUAUAGGUUACAAUUAUAACGAGAUAAGAUCGGUGAUGGCUCUGAAAAUCUUUAUGUGCCUUUUUGUUGUGAUAUUGGUGUGGGAAAUUCCGGGUGUUUUCGAAAUUUUGUGGAGUCCUCUCACUUUCUUGUUAGGGUAUAGUGACCCGGGAAAACCAGACCUUCCACGGCUACAUGAAUGGCAUUUUAGAUCAGGACUCGAUCGAUACAUAUGGAUUGUUGGAAUGAUCUAUGCUUACUUUCACCCAAAUGUUGAGAAGUUGAUGGAGAAAUUGGAAGAAGCUGAGGCCAAGCGGAGGCGCACAAUAAAAACAUCUAUUGCCACAAUCGCUUUAGUUGUAGGGUAUUUGUGGUAUGAAUACAUAUACAAGCUGGACAAAGUUGCAUACAACAAGCUCCAUCCUUACACAUCGUGGAUUCCCAUAACGGUCUAUAUUUGCUUACGUAACUUCAGUCAGGAACUUCGUAAUUUUUCUUUGACCCUCUUCGCGUGGCUUGGCAAAAUAACUUUGGAAACAUACAUCUCCCAAUUCCACAUAUGUCUGAGGUUUCUUGAUUGGCCGAACCCCGGGUGGACCCAACCCAAUCAACCCCGCCUCCGAUUCCUCCUUCCUCAACUCCGUCGAGCAUCUCCACGACGUCCAUCUCCGAUUGUUAUCCUCCGUCGUGCGCUUCCG
This is a messenger RNA of Striga asiatica, 1070 nucleotides long. NCBI's taxonomy places the organism in Eukaryota, Viridiplantae, Streptophyta, Magnoliopsida, Lamiales, Orobanchaceae. The record is from the annotation of a GenBank genome assembly.